Messenger RNA from Mauremys mutica (yellowpond turtle), 818 nucleotides. RefSeq names its product nicotinamide riboside kinase 2 (gene NMRK2). The transcript is spliced from 7 exons. The record is from RefSeq and is a predicted model, not a curated record. Bases 1 to 603 code for a protein of 200 amino acids. NCBI's taxonomy places the organism in Eukaryota, Metazoa, Chordata, Testudines, Geoemydidae. Gene Ontology annotation, cellular component: cytoplasm.
AUGAAAUACAUCAUAGGUAUAGGGGGUGUGACCAACGGCGGCAAAACCACUUUGACCAACCGGCUUAUCAAAGCACUUCCCAACUGUUGUGUUGUCCAUCAGGAUGAUUUUUACAAGCCACAAGAUCAGAUAGAAGUCGGGGAAGACGGCUUUAAACAAUGGGAUGCGCUGGAAUCAUUGGACAUGGAUGCAAUGGUGAGCACGGUGCAUGCGUGGAUUGAGGAGCCAAGGAAGUUUGCCCGCUCCCAUGGGGUGAACGUUAGGCCUAACUCUAAAGACCCCAUCCCAGAGGAGAUCCACAUCCUGGUCAUUGAAGGCUUCCUGCUUUACAAUUACAAACCGCUGACCGACUUGUUCAACAAACGCUACUAUCUGACAGUUCCCUAUGACGAAUGCAAGAGGAGGAGGAGUACACGACAUUAUCCUAUACCUGACCCACCCGGUCUUUUCGAUGGACACGUGUGGCCCAUGUAUUUAAAAUACAGGAAGGAAAUGGAGACCCAUGGGGUUGAUGCUGUUUAUCUGGAUGGAUUGAAGUCCAGAGAUGAGCUGUACAAUCAGGUCUUUGAAGAGAUUCAGAACAUGCUUUUAAAUUGUUCAUAGAGAAAUAUGCAUCUGCUUCUAUGCGCAUUGGUUGACCCCACUGAAACAGCACUCGGGUAUUACUUUCGUCUUGCUUUUCAAGGUCUGAGGAGAGCUGAAAGACCCCGGCAUAGAUCAGAUGUAGAUAAUACUUUAGACAUUAGAAGAUAGAAUCAUGUAGGGUUUAUUUGUGUAAACCAGUCACAUACUGUCCUUUGGGAAAGAUCUUAUGUAUA